AUGGUGCAUAACUCGCCCGAGCAGUCUGGUGCGCGUCCUGCAGACCAGUCUGAUCAACCAACACCGCCAGGCGAUAAGCCGGCAGAGGAAUCCAACGGACACAACAAGCAAGAGUCCUCCUCGUCAGCACCUUCACCCAGCUCUUCCAACGGUAGAAGGGGCAGGUCGCGCACCCGCAAUUCACCGCGCAGCCGUCCCGAUGACAAUUUCAACCGGAGGGGAUACCAUACUCUUAUGUCGUCUUUCGGGAGGGCCUUCCAUGUCGAAAAGCGCUGGAAACUUAUCCGAGAGUUGGGCUCCGGGGCCUACGGUUUCGUGAUAUCCGCAGCCGACGAGAUCUCAGGAGAACCGGUCGCUAUCAAGAUGGUCACUCGCGCCACCGAGAAGAUCCAGCUCGCGAAACGUGCCUUGCGGGAGAUCACCUUGCUUAGGCAUUUCGCGCACGAAAACAUUACGGGUUUAAUUGACGUCGACUGUACCCCUGACUUGAGCGAAAUUUACAUCUUCAUGGAGCCCAUGGAAGCGGACCUGCACCAAAUCAUCAAAUCAGGUCAGACACUCACAGAUGAACACGUCCAGUAUUUCGUUUAUCAGAUUUUACGAGGGAUGAAAUUUAUUCACUCCGCCUCGGUGAUCCACCGCGACCUCAAGCCGGGAAAUCUACUCGUGAAUGCUGAUUGCGAACUCAAGAUCUGCGAUUUCGGUCUCAGCAGGGGUUUCAACUCUGCACCAGACGAGAAUCCCACGGCUAUGACGGAGUAUGUGGCAACGAGGUGGUACCGAGCACCUGAGAUAAUGCUGGCAUACAAAGGUUAUAACAUAGCAAUCGAUGUAUGGUCAAUUGGUUGUAUCUUUGCAGAAUUGAUGCUGGGCCGACCGCUGUUUAAGGGUAAAGACUAUGUUGAUCAACUCAACCAGAUUCUUCAGGUCCUCGGUACGCCAGACGACCAGGUUAUCAGCCGGAUAGGCAGCCCGAAGGCACAAGCCUAUAUUCGCUCUCUACCAAUCAAGAAAACAGUCCCCUUCUCAAAAGUCAUCCCGACCGCCGAUCCUCAGGCGGUGGAUCUGCUGACCAAAAUGCUCACAUUCGAUCCGGCGUCACGAAUCACGGUGGCCGAGGCGUUGGAACAUCCAUGGCUCUCCUCAUAUCAUGACGUCGGCGAUGAACCCACUUGUCCUGAGAAGUUCGGACGCUGGACAUUCAUAGAAGGACUGGAAACCCUUGACCAGUUCCGCGAAGCCCUGUGGAACGAGAUCCAGGACUACAGGCGGGAGGUCAGGAGUGUGGGUGCGGACGAACGGUCGACGCGCAGUCCGAGCUUGCGAGGCAAAGAAUCGGAAAUAUCACCGGAGAAGGCAGAUCGGGUGCCAUCUCCACAUGUUGCAGCGGUAUCACCGGAGAAGCCUGUGCAGUCACCUGAAGCUACGGAGACUGCUAAGGAUGUCGACUGGACGGCCAAGGAAACCAACGGUCAUACAAAUGCCCAGGUUCCCGAGCCAGGCAAAGUUGUAGUGGAAGAAGUGGAUCCUGUCGUGACCUAUGCGCGGCGGUCAAGCUUCAUGGCGCCCGCGCGGCCCUCCCGCACCAACUCGACAUACUCGAAUUACUCCUCGUCGCAAUUCAGGUCACAUCAACCCGCAACGUCCACGGACGGGGCCAGUGCUCAUGGGGGAGAGAGCUCCGUGGUGUUUCCGGGACAGCAGGACUACGUCGUCCCCGCACGGUCACGCACAGCCUCUAUGUAUGGCGGUAGUGUCUCUCGGCGACUGCUGCGCACACUGUCAACAGUAUCCAUCUAUGAAAGCGGCGAGGGUUUUGCCGGCGGCCUGGCGGACAUCGCGCCCAUCGGGAGGUACAUCGUGGAGAGGGAUGAGGCACUCCCCUCAGGGAUGCCGCACGAGCUUGAAUCUCCUCCCCAGGGAACAACUCAGAAGCAGACGCAGGCACCUGGAGAUUCAACGCAGUGCAAGGAGUGA
This is a messenger RNA of Sparassis crispa, 1977 nucleotides long. Its product is annotated as Mitogen-activated protein kinase SLT2/MPK1. The transcript is spliced from 14 exons. The coding region runs from base 1 to 1977 and encodes 658 amino acids. Gene Ontology annotation, biological process: protein phosphorylation; intracellular signal transduction. The record is from RefSeq and is a predicted model, not a curated record. Gene Ontology annotation, molecular function: protein serine/threonine kinase activity; ATP binding. Gene Ontology annotation, cellular component: nucleus; cytoplasm. NCBI's taxonomy places the organism in Eukaryota, Fungi, Basidiomycota, Agaricomycetes, Polyporales, Sparassidaceae.